UAUAUAUAUAUAAGUUUAAGUUUAUAUUCACUUGUUAUUAGAGGAUCAUCAUAAUUAUCUUUAUCUCCUCCAAUAUUUCCACUAAUAUUAAGUAAUAAUGCCGACAAUAAAACCUCAAGGGGAUGAUCAACACAAUGAAGGGGAAGGGCAAAUCAUUAAUCCCUCAACAGUUUAUUCACAACCCUGGUGGCAUGGCAUCAGAAAUGAUGUGAUGACAUCUUUUGGUGAAACGAAUGGUGUUUCUAAGGUUGAGGCUCAAUUACAAAUCACAAGUGAUAGCGUUGCUGACGAUACCAAAUCCACCACAGCUCCAAAAUCUGGAUUGAAUGUAAACAAUGGCCAAGAGCGGCAACAAAGUAAACAAGUUGAGAAAAUUUCACCAACAGAAAUUGUCAUGACAUCUAAUGCAUAUCAGGAUCCACAUUAUGUAGGAAUGGUGACUUAUGGAACACAGGCACAUCCACACUUGCUUGGGAUGCAGCAGACCAGAAUGCCGUUGCCUCUUGAAAUGGAAGAGGAGCCUGUUUAUGUGAAUGCAAAACAAUAUCGUGGGAUCCUGAGACGAAGACAGUCAAGAGCUAAAGCGGAAUUGGAAAAGAAAAUUGUCAAAUCCAGAAAGCCGUAUCUUCAUGAAUCUCGACACCAACAUGCUAUGAAAAGGGCUCGUGGUUGUGGAGGGCGCUUCCUCAAUACAAAAAAACUUGGCAGUGACACAUCCACAAAUUCUGCUCAGCACAAGGAGUCAAAAUCAGGUGUACCCAUAUCAACACGAUCAUUCAACUCAUCUGGUUUGGAUCAUCUGUCCACGGAUUAUCCUGAAAAUUCUACAAUCUUUGAAAAUAUGCUCAAAAGAAACACAUCCACAGAUGGCAACAAUAACGAGCACCACAGUUUGUCUUCAUCAUACAACUUGCAUUUGAUGGGCAUGGAAGAGGGAGUGCAUUUCUUCAAAUCGGAGCGAGGUGGUGUUUUAAAUCAACCCCUCGAACGGGAUCGUUACUACAACUGAUAAAAGGCAAUUCAUUCUUGGCUUUGGUUACUUGUGAUCUCAUGGGGUAAAGAUAUGAAAGACUGGGAUGGUGAAGCCUUGUUGACCUUAUCUCAGAUCCCCUGUGCACACUCUUAAGUUGUAUCAUGUAGGAAAAAAGUUGUACAGUUUAAACGUCAAAGUCUACAGAAGGCCGGAGUGACCUUCUACACGACACCUGCUUGCCAUAUUUGGAAUUUGUUUGCAAAUUAUUAUAUGUUCAAAGAAACAAGAAUCUAGUAUACGUCUUGUCUUCUUAGGACCAAACUAUAUCUUCAAAAAAUCAAAAUGUAAGUUUACCAUGUUCAUUGGAAUCAAACUUGACAUGUAUUGUCAGUUUGCGUGAA
This is a messenger RNA of Erigeron canadensis, 1374 nucleotides long. RefSeq names its product nuclear transcription factor Y subunit A-4-like. Gene Ontology annotation, cellular component: CCAAT-binding factor complex. Gene Ontology annotation, molecular function: DNA-binding transcription factor activity, RNA polymerase II-specific; RNA polymerase II cis-regulatory region sequence-specific DNA binding. Lineage: Eukaryota; Viridiplantae; Streptophyta; Magnoliopsida; Asterales; Asteraceae. The record is from RefSeq and is a predicted model, not a curated record. The coding region runs from base 98 to 1009 and encodes 303 amino acids. The transcript is spliced from 7 exons. Gene Ontology annotation, biological process: regulation of transcription by RNA polymerase II.